AUGGUUGGUUCUUUACCUCUCAAAAUCGGAAAUUUAAAGGCUGCAACACUGAUAAAUCUGUCAAUGAAUCAAUUCUCAAAUGGAAUUCCUAUAGAAAUUGGAGGAUUGCAGAAUCUGGUGCACCUUUCUUUGAGGCACAACAAGUUACAAGGAUCUAUACCUGACUCAUUGAGCAACAUGGUAGGUUUGGAAUUCCUAGACCUUUCUCAUAAAAAUAUAUCGGGAACCAUUCCUAUGUCUUUGGAGAAACUUCAAAACAUGAUGUAUUUCAAUGUUUCUGUCAACAAGUUGCAUGGUGAAAUUCCCUCGGAGGGUCCGUUCAACAACCUCUCGAGUCAGUUUUUCAUCAACAAUGAAGCAUUGUGUGGUUCUUCAAGGUUUAGUGUCCCGCCAUGCCCCACAUCAUCAAAGCAUAGAUCAAAUAGGAAAAAAUUGCUUGUUCUAUUUCUUAUCCUCGGAGUUGCACUUGUAUUUGUUCCUAUUACCCUUUUGUUUGUAUGGAUAAGGUAUAGAAGAGGUAAGAAAUACCCUCAACAAGAUGAUUCAUUGUCUAUUGCAACGAGAGGUAGAAUUUCAUACUAUGAAUUGCUCCAAGCAACUGAUUCUCUCAGCGAGAGUAAUCUGAUUGGUUCCGGAAGUUUUGGCUCUGUCUACAAAGGCAUUCUCAGAAGUGGGACUGCUAUUGCAGUUAAAGUGUUUAAUCUGCAACUGGAUGUGGCAUUAAAGAGUUUCGAUACAGAAUGUGAUGGUUUGUGCAACCUUCGCCAUAGGAAUCUCAUAAAAGUCAUCACUAGUUGUUCCAACAUUGAUUUUAAGGCUUUAGUGCUCGAGUAUAUGCCUAAUGGGAGUCUUGAGAAGAAUUUGUAUUCUCACAACUACUUCUUGGACAUCCAGCAAAGACUAUGCAUAAUGAUAGAUGUGGCAUGUGCAUUGGAAUAUCUCCACCAUUCCGAGUUUUCAGCAUUGAUUCCGCCUACAUAUCCCUCAACUCAGGGAAUCAGGCUGUUUGUAGUUCGACUCUAUCGGUUUAAAAGGAAAUCUAUUAUGCAAGAUAACCUUUGGUUCUGGAAGAGCGACAAAAUUGGAAAGACGCCUCCGGUGGAAACCAAGAUUUUCGAAUGCAAAACUGAAAUUGAUAAACUUAAAGAGAACCCACAUGCCUUCAGAUAG
Messenger RNA from Solanum tuberosum (potato), 1170 nucleotides. RefSeq names its product probable LRR receptor-like serine/threonine-protein kinase At3g47570. Gene Ontology annotation, biological process: protein phosphorylation. Bases 1 to 1170 code for a protein of 389 amino acids. The transcript has 3 exons. The record is from RefSeq and is a predicted model, not a curated record. Gene Ontology annotation, molecular function: protein kinase activity; ATP binding; protein binding. NCBI's taxonomy places the organism in Eukaryota, Viridiplantae, Streptophyta, Magnoliopsida, Solanales, Solanaceae.